GUGCGCCCUCAGCAGAAGCUCACGAAAUUUGAAAAAAAACAUGGAGAAAGUAUCAAAGCGUAAACAAACUUUUGUAAAUUAUGUUCUUGACAAACUGAAGUCUCGGCUGGAUGCCACUGUAGCACCUAGCAAUUAUAAGCAAUGUGCGUAUACAUACGAAACAAACAGUGCCGAGGAAAACCUACGGAAUGACCAACAACACAAGGAUGGUGAAACUACCUCUGGAAUAAUACCAAUAAACAAAAAGAAAAAGAAGACACCUGCAAAGGAUUCAGGGAGAUUAUACCAAGCAAGCCUACCCAUUGAGGGGUUAGAGGUCACAAGGCAGGACUCGGCUUCUUGUACAAGUGAUUCUACAGACAGCAAUGAAUUUAAAAAGCGAAAAAGGAAAAGAAAAAGGAGACGCAGAACUAAGAAGAUAAUAGAUGAAGACAACAGGACGUGUACAGGUGAAAAUGUUGUGGUUCCAACAGAGAUGAAAGUGCCAAUGAUAGCUCAACCAGGGACAGAAGGAGAAGUGGAACACAAACUCUCUAAGAAAUUGCUAAGAAAAGAAGCUAAGAUAGCAUCGAUUCGAGCUGGUUUGAAAAACGAGGCCCACUCCCUUGCAAAAGUUUGGAAUAAUUUCUUCGAGGCAAGAUUUACAUUGGUGACAGAGACGGAAAAUGUUGAGGAUAUCUUACCGGAAUCGUGUAAUCGAAUUCUUAUAAAUACAGGAUGUAAUGAUGAUAAUUAUGAUACCUUGAAAGAAAAUGAACUACUUUCUGCAGAUGAUUUAGGCAGUAAAUCUAACAUAUCACCCUCUUCAUUUGACAUGCAACAUGAGAAAUCACGGAUAUUGGCAACUUCGUUUGAAGAACGAUAUGAGGAGCUUGAGAAAUCAGAAGGCAGUGAAGAGGAUGGAUCAACAAAUGACAACAAGAGCAAACAAAGUAAACCUAAUGGAAAAGAUAACACUGUCAAAUUAUCUAAAAAUCAAAAACGUAGGAGAAAAAAGAAAAGAAGGCAAUUUUACUUGAGAAAAGAAGAAGCAGAAAGGAAAGCUACGGCAAAGAAAAAAGAGGAGGAACAAAGUGCAGAAAAUUUUGCCAAAUUGAAAGAGGAGGUGGUUGCAUUUUUCGACUCCUUGUGGGAUAUUUUUUUGCAAGAAAAGAAAGAAAGUUUAAACCAUGUGGAUUUGGAGGGAUUGCGUCUGAAAUUACUGCAUUUCUUUGAGCAUUUGCAGAACCUUGAGCAGGGUAACUCAUGCAUGUUUGAUAUGUUGGUGUCUAUUAAAAAGUGGCUUCUGUUGCUCGAUAACAACCGAGCGAAGGCAGUAUUGGAAAAUUAUCAGCUAUCUGAUGCUUUGCAAGAUCAUAAAAUGGUUAUCAAGUGCCUUGUGGAAUAUUGGAUAACUGAUAUAGCGCCCUCUCUUGAUGUGAAUUCUGCAUCCUGAGCAUCAAGGCUGUUAUACUAGGCCCCCUAUUACAGUAUGCACAAAUUGAAAUAAACCAAUUUAUAAAUAAGACAUAAGACCUAAAUUUUAAUGCAACAAUGUCAAACAUUCAUAACAUUUUAUACAAAUUCUAACAUGUUGCGCAUUAGAGGUAUAAAACCACUUACCUGUAAUUGUCAUAAUCUUAACAAAUUUUAAAUUUACAGUGCUUUUUACAUGCUGCCAUCCAAUAUUAAGUAGUGAGUUAAUACUUGACAAUAGAUAAUCUUUAACUGUAAUGAGCUAAAAAAAAAAAAAUUAAUAAAAAAUAGAAUUUAGAAUUUGAAUUUAUUUUUUUUAAAGUUAUUGGCUUUCAAUUGAAAAAAUAAGCUCCUGAUAUUAGCAUUAGUAUACUGCAGAAACCAGGUCAGAAUUACUCGAAAGUCCAUAAUAUCGUACAAAGUGAUAUCAGCCAUUGUUCAUCUGUCAAUGCACAGUACUUGGCAUGCCUGUUAAAUGAAAUGAGCUGAUUGAAACCUUAACACAUUCCAUUUUACAUGAAAAUUCCACUUUCACAGCAUAGAGUAUAUCUGCACAAGAGCAGUAUACUAAAAAUUAGAGCUUGUUACUAUUUUUCAUGCCGUUUAAGAAGCCCAUAAUGUUACGAUUUCUGUUCUCCUUUGCAUAAAAUUAGCUUGAAGUCAUGGAUAUUUGUAGUAAAUGUGUAUCAGUCACCAAAAACUAAAGUUAGUUCAAAAUGUGUCUUGUUGGAUUAAUGAUGAGAUACUUUUAAAUAAGUAAUUUAAUUUGAUAAAUUAAAUUAAGGUUUUCCCAAUUUUAAUACAAGCUAUUAUGGAAUGCAAUUGUCACCAAAAAUGCAUGAUCGACAAAAAUGUUAUUGGUUUACUCUACCGUAUUACUAAUUAAAGCCUUUUAAAUAAGUACUUUGAUAAAUUCAAUUAAGAUUUUUGCCAAAUUUCUUUUCAGUCAAAUAUGGAAGGCAAUCGUUGCCAAAAAUACAAUAUUAACAACUUUUUAUUUGUUGUUUUCUUUAAAUUUCCAAAUAUUUAUUCAGGAUAACAUAUUCAAUAUAAUAUAAGGUACUGACUAUUUACAAAAGUUUGAUUAUUAUAUACAUCUGGACGACAGAAAAAGAAAGCUUUAGUAUAUUUGGUGGCGAUUAUCUUCCAUACAGUAAUUUAUUUAUUUGAUUUUACUGUAUUAAAAUGCAGCCCUCAGCAUAGAAUAUACAAUAGAAGCAAUUUUGAGGAAGUCAAGUGAAAGUGCACCACCUUCUUAAUGGAAUCGUUCGGUUACGUUUAUAUUUUAGCUUUUCCUUAUAAAUCGUAUAUCUGGAAUUACAAUUGAGUUGUAAAAAUGUCAUUUUAAUGUAAAAUUAUGAUACAACACCUGUUUUGUUCUUAUUGCUUUAAUGUAAAAUUUUAUGAUUUUGAAUUAUCCUUCUAUAAUGAGAUAAUUAUAGAGAAUAAUUAUCAUGUUCAUAUACAUUCAAUAUUUUUGGCAGUUUUUUUUAGUUUGUUUAUAAUAAUUUGCUAAUACAGUAUUUGUAAACAAAGACCUUAUAAAAAAAAAUUGCAAAAUCUUAUCUUUUUUAGGUCAAUACACAAUAAGCUCCAAUUGAGUGUUUUAUGGUGAAUUGUCAAUCCAAUGAGAAUCUUACUCUAAUAUAAGUUAAAACCCUCACUCUUCGAAUGAUUCGUUCAUGUUGGUCAUGUUGCAUUUGAAGUUUUAUUAUUGUGAACAUCGCUUUACUGUAAAACAACCAGUUUUGAUAAAUAAAUUAUUAGAGUAAAGUUGAA
Messenger RNA from Anneissia japonica, 3234 nucleotides. RefSeq lists its product as uncharacterized. The coding region runs from base 41 to 1435 and encodes 464 amino acids. The record is from RefSeq and is a predicted model, not a curated record. The transcript is spliced from 6 exons. Lineage: Eukaryota; Metazoa; Echinodermata; Crinoidea; Comatulida; Comatulidae.